Molecule: messenger RNA, 3513 nt
Organism: Larimichthys crocea (large yellow croaker)
Lineage: Eukaryota; Metazoa; Chordata; Actinopteri; Sciaenidae
Product: MORC family CW-type zinc finger protein 3
Exons: 17
Coding region: 127-2835 (902 amino acids)
Cellular component (GO): nucleoplasm; nucleus
Molecular function (GO): ATP hydrolysis activity; zinc ion binding
Source: RefSeq, a predicted model, not a curated record
AAAGUUUCUGAAGUCCUCUGUCACCUCUCUGCUGACUUCCUCUGACUAGUACGCUACGCCCAUUGCCGACGUGCCCGCGCACAGAGAGGCGAACACCGCAGGAGGCAAAACACUCACUCGCAAAACAUGGCGAGAUUAAGCGAGCAUGGGAUCCGUCUAAGUUCCAUGAGUCCUUCCUUCCUGAACAGCAACUCCACCAGUCAUACCUGGCCCUUCAGUGCAGUGGCAGAGUUAAUAGACAAUGCGUCAGAUCCCGGGGUGUCUGCUAAACAGAUCUGGAUAGAUGUAGCUGAGGAAUGCGGCUACCACUGUCUAACUUUCACUGAUAAUGGCAGUGGCAUGACCCCCAACAAACUGCACAAAAUGCUCAGCUUUGGUUUUACAGAAAAGGGUUCAGGUAAGGCCAGUCAGCAGGCCAUCGGUGUGUACGGGAACGGUUUCAAGUCUGGCUCCAUGCGUCUGGGUCGCGACGCCCUCAUCUUCACCAAAAAUGGCGGCUGCAUGACGGUGGGAAUGUUGUCUCAGACCUACCUGGAAAACAUCAAGGCUCAGGCUGUCAUUGUCCCGAUUGUUCCCUUCAACCAACAAACCAAGUCUCUGGUGAUGACUGAGGACUCAGAGGCCAGCCUGGCAGCCAUCCUCCAAAACUCCAUCAUCACCUGUCAGGAGCAGAUACAUGCACACUUUGACUCCAUUCCCUCCAAAAAAGGCACCAAGAUAUUAAUCUGGAACAUCCGCAGUGCCAAAGAUGGUAAACCAGAGAUUGACUUUGAGACAGACGUGACUGACUUCCGUCUGCCCUCGAUUCAAAUCGAGGAGCUGAAGAAGGGUCUGAGGAUCAGUGGAUCCCUGAGAGCCGAGCAGAACAUCCCUGACAUGCACUACAGUCUCAGGGCCUACCUCAGUAUCUUAUACCUGAAGCCGAGGACACAGAUAAUUCUGAGGGGGAAGAAGAAUGUGGCUAAACUGGUGUCGAAGACACUGACACACGUCGAGCAUGACGUGUACAAACCCCACUUCAGUAAAGAGAAGGUGAAGGUGACCUUUGGGCUGAGCAUCAAAAACAAAGACUACUAUGGCAUCAUGAUGUACCACAAGAAUCGACUCAUUAAAGCCUACGAGAAAGUGGGCUGCCAGCUGAAGGCUUCAGGUCAGAGAGCAGGAGUCGGGGUCAUCGGUAUCAUCGAGUGUAACUUUCUCAAACCGGCUCACAACAAGCAAGACUUUGAAUACACCAAAGAAUACAGACUCACCCUCGGUGCUUUAGGCCUAAAACUCAACGACUACUGGAAAGAGGUGACAGAAAAGAAGGCCAGAGAGCGAGAGUUUCAGGCUGUAGACAGAGAUGACAAUCAGGACGACGAUGUUGUGGGUCCCGUGUGGUUACAGUGUGAAGAGUGCCUGAAGUGGCGAAGCGUCCCUGCGAAUCAUUACGAAGUGGUUCCUGAAAGCUGGAACUGCAGCCAGAACCCCAAUCCACGUUACAGAAGCUGCUCCACCCCAGAGGAAGCAGAAGACAGCGAGGAACUGUUAACACCCAGCUACCAGAAGAACCACAAGAAGCAAGAACACCCCAAAAGCAGAAAGCGAGAAAAAUCACUGGAGGUGUGCGUGUUCCAGGACCAAAAUCCUAAACAUCAAAUCCUCUUACGCAGUUCGUCAGAACCGAGCCAGCCCACCUUCCAGUCCACACCUCAGCACAUGAGAGCAGCAGAUGGAAGCCAUGCAGAGGAAAACACACUAGAAAAAGACCAAAUGCACACAGAUCAACAGGCAGAUUAUUACACUGACACGCGCGCACAUGACGAUGCGCAGAAAGAAAGCAUGGCAGCUGAAGUCACACACAUACGACAGAAGCUCGUUGAAAGAGACACAGUCAUUAAAGACAAGACACACAUGCAUGUGGAAAAUGAGACCAGUGAUCACAGGCAGGAAGAGGAAGACGCAACAAAGCAGCCAUUGGAAAGAGAGGAGGGGAGCACAGACACAUUAAGCCUCAAAAGAAAACCAGGAUCAUUAUUUCACUGUGUAAAAAAGAAGCCAUGUCUUUGGGAGGAGCAACAGCCUGACUCAGAAAAUACCACAGAAGAGAUGAUACAAACAAAUAUACCAGAGACACUGUCCUCAGAGAAGACCAAGCAGGACAGGAUCAACCAUUUAGAGAAACCAGGUGACACAUCACAGCGAGUCCUCACCAAACUAACCUGGACCACCUCACUCCCUUCCAACCAGAGUGCGACGGUGUCCUCACUGAGCCACACAGAAGGGCCGCAGAGCAGGAUGCUGCCUCCAGAGGGCGGCGACCGGGAAACUAAUAUGCAGAAGCUGGCUGGGUUGGAGAAAGAGGCUGAGAGGUUACGGAGGCUUCUAGGUUUGGAAAUCACAAAGACAACUCAAGGCACAAUGACAACUGAUGAUAGCAGCACUGAAAAGCCAAAACAGGGGGUGGAGUCAACGCCAGCAUCCAGUGCCAGCAGAGAGGUCGGCUGCCAGACAGAUGUUGCUGAGAGCUCUACUUCAUCUGGCAGCCCGACCCAGGCCUCGGGACUUCAGGGGGUGGUGGUCCACAGUCAAAAAGCUGUAGGAGGUCAGACUGAACAGAAUGGACCCAGGAAGGAGAAGACAGAUACUCAGAGCAGGACGAGAGCCAGUAACAGCGAGGCCUGUGAAGACAGCAGAUUGCCCCAGGAAAGUCUUCAUGGCAUCCGUAACAACGUGGUGGUGCUUCUCACGGCCCUCCUGCCACAACUGGACCUGACUGGCAUCAGUCUGGAGACCACUGACGUAGACAACAUCCUGCAGCAGAUUAUAGAGGUCAAUUCACUGAAAUUAUGAUGAGCACUGCUCGUUAAAAUCCAGAAGAGUUCACUCGGCAGAGAUUGAUAUGUUUCUCUGAUAUUCUUAUGCAAAAUGUGUGAUGCUACCUGUCUUUCAAUGCUCACUUGUUCUAUUUCUGGUGGUGUUCGUGGAUAAACUCUAUAAUUUUAUAUUUUUCUAUCCCUACGUUUAUCGGUUUGCAAUAAGCAACAAUGUGCAGCUGGUUAUAGUAACUCAGUGUACCUAACAUUACAUGGUAGGUGCAUAAGGGCACAUGUUAUGAGAGAAUGUACUGGAAAUAUAUGGGAAAAAAUACAUUUUUGAAUUGAAUGGAGAAAAGAAUAGUUGUACUUAAUUUGUUGUUUUAUCCAGGACUUUCUUACUUAGUGUUCAAAGUUGUAACAGGCUGAUUAUCACAUUAUCACAUCAUUUUGGAUACAACAUGUAUGGUGUUCGUUUCUUUUAUGUAACUUUGUUUUCAGCCUUCCCGCCCAGCUGCUGUACAAAUGUCAGCUUUUUAACCUGAAUUUAUCUUUUAAGUUUUUUUUAAAAAGUGUGUUGUGUUGCUGUUGUUCUGUUUUUAUUGACUAUUUAAAUUACUUUUAUACACACUGAAGCAGUGCUUGUUUAUAGGUUUGUUCACAUAUCCUUUACAAACAAGACUUUUUACAUUUGCAUUAAAAUACUGAAACCAUA